Molecule: messenger RNA, 558 nt
Organism: Camellia sinensis
Lineage: Eukaryota; Viridiplantae; Streptophyta; Magnoliopsida; Ericales; Theaceae
Source: RefSeq, a predicted model, not a curated record
AUGGUGAAUGGAGGUUGGAUUCCAGUGAUCAGAAGGAGGAUGGUAGGAAAUCAGGAUGGAUAUCGCAAGAAGACAGAGGUGGUUACCAUUUUUGUGGACAACAUCCCUGAGUCCAUGGAUGCUAAAGGAUUUUUCAAUCUUUUUAGAAAGUUUGCUGUGGUCAAGGAUGUGUUCAUACCAAGGAAGAGGAGAAGAGUAUUAGGUUCUAGAUUUGGUUUUGUUCGAUAUGAUUGUGAGGUGGCGGCAGAGAUGGCAAUUCUGAUGGUUGAUGGUCUGUGGUGUGAUAACAAGGCGCUGAAAGUUAAAAGAGCACAGUUUCAAAAACCUCAUGCUCUGGGCCACCAAGAGAAGGGGAUGCUGAAUAGAGGGGAUGAUGGCAGAUUGAUGCACCAGCGGCCUCAAAGGCAGCAAUGGCAGGGUACUGGAGUUAAGCAAUCAUAUGCAGAAGCAUUAGUAAGAGGAGGAGCAAGUGUAAGUGAGAAGAUGGUGAUUAGAGCUUAUGAAGAAGAAAACGGUUGGCUUUUUGAAAGUUUAGUGGUGAAGUUGAGUAGCUUUUAG